AUGUACAAGGCCGUCAUCCUGCCGACGCUACUGUAUGGAGCGGAGAAUUGGACGGUGUACGCAAAGCAGGCACGUCGUCUGAACCACUUCCACCUCAGUUGUCUUCGUCGCAUCCUGAUGCUGAACUGGCAGGAUCGAAUACCCGACACUGAUGUGCUGGAACGGACGGGAAUCCUCAGCAUCUACGCCAUACUGAGGCAAAUUCAGCUGCGCUGGAGCGGCCACCUUGUGCGCAUGGAGGACGAGCGACUACCCAAACGACUCUUCUACGGAGACGUCGCGACGGGUUCUCGCCGUCAAGGAGGCCAGAUUCGCCGUUACAAGGAUACCCUGAAGUCCUCCCUGAAAUGCCUGCAAAUCAACCCCACCAACUGGGAGGAGCUCGCACUCGAUCGACCGACCUGGAGGAGGACAGUGAAGACAGGCGCUGCGAUCUACGAAGCCAACCGCAUCGCUGCCGCCAAAGCGAAACGUGAAGCCCGCAAAUCACAACUUCGCCCAGUAAGCACAACCGCUCCCAACGUGUCCUCGAUGUCAACGGACAUUCCGGGCUCGAAUCGGACUUGUUGGACAUCUUCGGAUUAACUGCGCCUCUCGAACGGCACCAACCAUCGUCCCCCCGCCUGCCUCUUCCUCCUCCUCUCCGCCGCCAACUAACCCUGACAAUUCUUCUGACCCACCACUUCCAUCAUCCUCCUCCUCCUCCUCCUCCUCGCCCACUGCUCCAACGGCGGCCGCUCAGGCGACUGUCCCACGCACAGCAACCGACACUACCACCACCUCCCCCGACUCCAGGGAUGAGGAUCAGGACUACACCUGCCCUCUCUGCGACCGUACCUUCACCUCACACAUCGGCCUGGUCGGUCACUUGCGAAUCCAUCGCACAGAGACUGGCGAACCAGUGCCUGGAGCACCAACCUACACCCACCGCACUCGCCUCCACUGCCCACACUGCCCUCGCACCUUCAGGCAUCGCAUGGGCCUUUUCGGCCACAUGCGCAUCCACGAGAGCGGCCUUGCCCGCACUCCCGACACACCCACCACAUCCAACACAUCCACCGUGCACACCCCCACUCUCGUUCCAUCCGUCCGCGACACCACCACCACCACCGCCUCCUCUGUAGCUGACACUGACACCGUAGACUUCUCAUGCCCACACUGUCCACGCACAUUCACCUCACGCAUCGGCCUGGUCGGUCACUUGCGAAUCCAUCGCACAGAGACUGGCGAACCAGUGCCUGGAGCACCCACCUAUACCCACCAAGCUCGUCUCAACUGCCCACACUGUCCUCGCACAUUCAGGCAUCGCAUAAGCCUAUUCGGCCACAUGCGCAUCCACGACGACCUGCGGUAG
Spirometra erinaceieuropaei is the source of this 1354-nucleotide messenger RNA. The record is from the annotation of a GenBank genome assembly. NCBI's taxonomy places the organism in Eukaryota, Metazoa, Platyhelminthes, Cestoda, Diphyllobothriidea, Diphyllobothriidae.